Molecule: messenger RNA, 6887 nt
Organism: Anthonomus grandis grandis
Lineage: Eukaryota; Metazoa; Arthropoda; Insecta; Coleoptera; Curculionidae
Product: coiled-coil domain-containing protein 137
Exons: 4
Coding region: 179-1129 (316 amino acids)
Source: RefSeq, a predicted model, not a curated record
GAGCCUACUUGAUCAAAUUUUUGGGUGAAUAACGAAUAUUCUUAUUCUUAUUUUCGUUCUUUUCAAUCUGAACAGUCGGAAGAAACGGACGUUCUUGCUGCAAUUCAAGGAAUUUAAUUAGUGGCACUGAGAAAAGGCAGUGUUUUAAGUAUUCACCAAGAAAUACUAACCAACAAAAAUGGGGCGAAAAAUACCGGGAAGAAAACACAGAGGCGUAAAAGAUAUUGAAAAACAGCGAGCAGAACGAUUUGCCAAAAUAAAAGACAAGGUAAACACAGCGCCAACUAAUGUUGACGAACAACAAAUACCGAGUACACUUUCAAGAUUAAUUGAACUUAAAAAUAAAACUAAAGAAGGUCAGUACGAUAAGAAAAAUAAAAAUAAAAUAAAAAAAGGAAAAGAAAAUAAUUCGCACAAUGGCAAACCUGAGAAAAAUAUACCGAAGUUCGAGAGAAGAGUUGGGGAAAGUGAUCGAGAAUUUAAGCGUCGAAUGAACAGAAUUUGCACUGAAGUAGUGAAGGAGGCCGCUUUUGAGAACAAAUACCAGGUUGAUAUUAAGAGAAACGAAGAUGGAGAAGUAGAGGGUGUUGUCAAAAGGCCAAAAGACGAAUUGGAGCAAUUUGUUAAAAAGAUUAAAAAAGAGCGUAACCAAAAGAAGUCCAAAAAAGGUAAGAAAAAAGCCGAAGAAGGAGCACAGCCAAAAUUAUCAAAGCAACAGAAGUGGGCGUUAAAGAAGAAAGAAAAAAAGGAGAAGAAAAUCACCAAUCGGGAGGAAGAUUAUAACUUACAACCGAAAAAGGAAAUUAUCAAAUUUGGUGAAGUUGUUCAUGCACCUCCCAAUUUAGUCGCGCCAAGACGGGUGGAUAAAAAUGAAGGAGCCUCACGGCCUGGCCAAAAGGAGUUACUUCUAAAAUCUCUGCUUCCCAAAGAGAAGCAACAGAACCUCAAAAAAGGGAAAAAUAAGAAGGAAGAAAAACUUCAGGUGAUUUCUAAUCAGUCAAAAACUAUAAACAAAAAGGGUAAAAGGAAGGACUUACCCAAUGCGUUAAGGAGAACCCUCGAUAAGCAACAAAGUGAAGUUAUUGAGGCUUACAAAAAGAUUAAAUUACAGAGACGUGCUAAUUCUUAAGUGCAAUUUUGUAAAUAGGUACUUUUAAUACAAGGCGUUUCUUUAAUGUAUGUAUGUCGGUCAUACUUCGGAAACUACUGGAAAAAAAUUAUGGUUGAAAUGACCAUGAUAAUACCCCGAAAAUGAUAUAAAAAGUUUAAAUUUCACCGAAAAUUGUCCCAUUAAAAUAUAAUUUUGGUCUAUACAGUUUAAAAGUUACAGUUUGGUAUAGGAGAAUCUAAGGAAAAUUAUUAAAGUUAUUAAAUUAGGAUUUCUUUGUCUACAAAUAGUCCUUAGGAUGGCCCUUGCAUGAGACGUUAUUAUCUGGUAUGAACGCUUCAAACUUCACGUGUUCUAGCUCCUUCUGCAGUUUUGAAUUAAAUCAAGAUUUUGUUUUCUCAUUGGUUUGUUGAUAUUACCGAGUUUAAGAUUAAAUAUAACCUUAUCCACGGACAUGCAGGGUGCAUAUUGCCUGUAUUUAUCAAUUUGAUCCGAAGCAUUUUUCUCAUAUCUAAAUUUAUAGGCUUGGUUUGCUGAGUAAUGUGACUUAAUGGGUAAAAAUCCUGAGUCCUGAUUCAUUAUGAUGAUUUAAAAAUAGAAAAAAAUUCACAAUAUCCACCGAAAUUGGGUUAGUCAGGGUUUGGAUGAUUUCUCCAUGAAUGUCUUGGUGCUGUUUUAAACCAAUUUUUCUUGUUCAUCUUUAAAAUAUCGAUCAUCAGCUUCAGUUAUUUAAGAUUAAUGUUUAAGUGGGUUUUGGCGAACCGCUUAAACGUGGUUUUAAUUCCACACUUUGAAACACCAAGAAUAUUUGUAAUUUUACGAAUGUUUUAUCCACUUUUCACAAAACAAAUAUUUGUGAACGCUUUCCAAGUGAAAUUUCCUUUUUUCGAGCCAUUUUUAGCGAUCAGAGUCAGUUCUGCCAACUAUGGGUCGUAUUAAUAAAGUGAAGCACAUGCUUUUAGUCCACCUCCGUCUUUUUUUCUUGCAUUGAAGCGGAAUGUGUUUAUCUCAAAAAAAACUUAAGCAAAAGCAUGUACUUCUGUUUUAUUCAUAUGAGCCAAUGAUGGGACUGAACUUGACAUUUCUAGUGUGCACAAAAUAGAACAGGGCGCAAAGAACCCUUAUUUUUUUUUGACACAAACUCAAAUGAUCCAGAACGACUGCUUAAUAAUGGUUAUUACAUAUAUUUGAAAUUACAGCGCAAAAAUAAUCCUUCUUAAAAUUAAGAAUUUUUGAUUCCUUUAUACCGGGUGUCUUAGGAAAGUGGUUCGCCCCUAUAACUUUUUUAAUUUUUAUGUUACAAAAAUGAAAUUUGGUAAGUGGGUGUAGCAUCCAAAUUGGGAUUGGCUGACGUAUUCAGUUGUUUUCUGUCACUUCCGGUUUAGCCAGAAAUGAUCCUAACUUUGUUAUUUUAAAUGGGACCCCCCAACUUUUUUAACAUAUUUUGAUAGGAAAUUACAAUCUAAGAAAAAUGAGACACCCCAUAUGUCAACUUUUGACAUCUAACCUUUAAAUUAUUUUAUUUUUUAAAUUUCAAUCUAGAGUGCCAUGAAUAAUUUAAAAUCGGUUCAAGUAGUCCUAGAAAAAUAUAAUUGACUCUCUGUUUUUCACAGCUUUCCUAGAUGCGUCUAAAGUUUGCAAAAUCGUAUUUUCGGCUCUAACUUAAUUUUUUUAAAUAGAACUAGGGUGGCUCAUUGCCAUAGUUAAAAAGUGUAUUUUUUUACAAAUAAUUUGGUAUAAGACAAUCGAUAGUGGGUACUUUCAAAAAACCAGCAUUAUUGAAAUUUUAUUAUUUAUCUCUUAAUAUUGGAUUGAUCGCAGCGCCGCCGUCGCGUCACUGUAAAAUCUGACUGUAGUGAUGCGUGACUGACCCAAUGAAAAAACAAGUAAAUUAUUUGACAGUUGACAUGUCAUAUAAUUUAUUAAGGCACAAAAUGCCCACCCAUUUGUUGCUGGCAAAAUUGUCUGAAUAACUAUUAUUAUUAUUGAAAAAUGUCUGAAUAACUCGAAUUAUAUCAGAAACUGACAGGUUGCCGUGAAAAUUCGUAACAAUGAUUCAAGUCCAAGGCUAACUUACUAUUGUAUUAUAAAUAUCGACAAAAAACACUUCAAAAGCUCUUCAAUUUAUCGUUAAUAAUUAGACGGUAAGGGUGAAAGACCAAUUUAUCAUUAAUCUUGAUGUUUAAUAGAUGUUACGCAAAUGCUACUAAAUGCUAAAAAGUCGCUACAAAAUCUAUUUAAAACGGAAACAAAUAUUUUAUUAUAAUUCACAGCAGUCUUUGGGUUUUUUAAUUGGGAAAACCUAGUUAGAUAUGCGGCGCUAAACUGUUUUUUUGAAAAUUCAGACUUUCUAGAAUUACAAAAUAUCGAUUGUCUGGUAUCAAAUUAUUUGUAAAAAAAUACACUUUUUAAUUAUGGUAAUGAGCCACCCUGGUUCCAUUUGAAAAAAAUGAGCUAUAAUCGAAAAUACGAUUUUGCAAACUUUAGACGCAUCUAGGGAAGUUGUGAAAAAUAAAAGACAGUCAAAUAUAUUUUUCUAGGACUACUUGAUGUAAAAUUAACAAUUUUAAAUUAUCCAUGGCACUUUAGAUUGAAAUAUAAAAAAAUAAAUAAUUUAAAGGUUAGGUGUCAAAAGUUCACAUAUGGGGUAUCAUUUUUCUUAGAAUGUCAUUUUCCCACCACGUAGUUUUUACUACUCGAACCUCAAAAAUGAACCGAUCAACCAAUUUCUCAGAAAAAUAGCAAAAAUCUUAAAAAAAAGGGCAGAUCUUACCGAGUAUCGCUGUAUACUAUUAUACAAUUCACCUUUCGGGAUAAGGAUGGAUUUGAAUAAAAAAUCACUUUUAACUAGUGCAAAUUCCAUGGUCAUAACUUAAGGACCAGAUUUAUAAACAAAUUUUUAGAACGUGCUAAAGUAAAAUCGUUAUUUUUUUCUGCUAAAAAUCAACUACGUUCUGUUAUUUUUAAGAUGACAGAAAUUACAAAAGAUUACAAAAAAUGUCAAUAGAGCAUUUACUUGUGGGAGGCGCUAAUAUUAACUUCAAUCAGUCAUAGUCAAAUUAAUCUAUAUUUCCUAUCUGAAGGAACAUUCUAUACAUUUACAAUAAUUUCUUAAUCAUUUAAAUCCCUGUCAAGCUGCACUAAUGUUGUUGUACAGGAACUCAUUUUUUUCCACAAAACAUUAAGACACCAAAACCACAGACAGUAAUUCCAAUAAUUGUCCGUUCCAAUUAAGAAAUAAUAUCUUAAAAUUCCUUACAAAGUUUGAAAUAAUCGGAUCCGUAGAAUGGAUUGAAGGGGAUCAAAGCAUAUCUCAGGAACCUUAAAGCCGUUAUUUGUAUUAAAUUAUCAUCAUAUUUUGGCUUAACUUUUACAAGACUUAACACGACGUACCACAGAGGUCCUUCCGAAGGGUAUUACGGAAAUAUGCUUUCGUCUCAUUUCCAAAUCUAAAUAUUUAGCAACUAAUUCCCUAAUGAAUGUCGUUUGACUACCACUGAUAAAAAAGAUUUUGACAAAGAUGCCGUUGCAGUCUGCCAAUAAACGUUAAUUUAAUAAACUUAGAAUUUUCGUUGGUUAAGACGGUUGAUGACGUAGAAUUUUAUUUUAAUUUUUUAACUCGUUUUGCGGUAUAUUUUAAUAAAUACCUCUUAGAACUCCCUUGCAUGAGAUGUUAUGUUCUGGUAUGACCGCUAUACAAACCCCAUGUUCCUUAGCUCUUUAUUAUUCACAUAUUGGUUUUAAAAAAAUAUUCUAUUUUUCUCAAAGAGACCGGCUUAAAUUAAAUUCCAAGCGCCAGGUCUCAAAUAUCAUAUUUAUAUUUGAACACAUUGGUUUACAGCCUUUACAAUUUUAAAUUCAACUAAGUUUUUGUUUUCUCAUUGGUUUCUUGGUAUUAUCGAGUUUACGAUCAAGUAUAACCUUAUCCAUAGACACGGGGUGCAUAUUGCCUGUAUUUAUCAGUUUGGACUGUAAUUAUCAAAUGUGUCUCGGUUUGCUGAGUAAUGUGACUAAAGUGGUAACAAUCCUGUCUCCUGAUUCAUUAUGAUGGUUUAAAAAUAGAAAAAAAUUCAGAGUAUCCUCCGAAAUUGGGUUAGUCAGGGUUUGGAUGAUUUCUCCAUGAAUGUCUUGGUGCUGUUUUAAACCAAUUUUUCUUGUUCAUCUUUAAAAUGUAUCGAUCAUCAGCUUCAGUUAUUUAAGAUUAAUGUUUAAGUGGGUUUUAGCGAACCACUUGAACGUGGUUUUAAUUCCACACUUUGAAACACCAAGAAUAUUUGCAAUUUUACGAAUUGUUUUAUCCACUUUUCACAAAACAAAUAUUUGUGAACGCUUUCCAAUAAUAUCACAUGGGAUCUACCAACUAAGCACUAUUUUAUAAGUUGCUGAAAAUGUUAAUUUUCCUAUAAACAAUAAUAAAGUUUGUUUACGAACUCCUUCCUAACAUUUAUCCGGCAUUCUGCUGCAAUUCACCUUUUAAUAUCGGCAAUACCCACAGGUUGUAUUUUAUAAACAAUGGCUUUAAGAUGUCUUCAAAGAAAGAAAUCUAUGGGUUUUAAAUUCGGUGAUCUUGAAGGCCAUUCAAUUGUUUUUUGCCAAUCCAUCUAUCCGGGAAUCUCUCGCUCAGCCACUAUCCGAACGGAAAUAAUGAGGUAUAGCAGCGUCCUGCUGGAAUAUUAACAAAUCUGUUUUAAUUUUUGAGCUUAUAGCCUAGGGAUGAUGCAUAGUAAGGUACAGGUCACCUGUCAAAGCUCUUGCAAUAAAUAAAGAAAAAUUCCAAUGAAAUAUUAACUUUUUGGAGAUAAAAUGUAAGGCUUACUCAAAAAAUAUGCGGGUUUUCGUCACUCCAAUAUCAGUGCAUUUAUGCACUGAAUAAAAGUUACCACUGAACAGCCCAACAAGCAAAACCGAAUAAACAAUAAUAAUCCUGUUUUGGUUGUCUUUUAAAUAUGUUUGGUUAAAUAAACAGCAGUAUUUUCAGACCAGAUGCCAUAGUUUUUGUGUAAGCAUUAACUGCUAAACCAAAAUCUCAAACUUAGAACUAAAUUUAAUCAUAAAAUACCGAUGAAUACAGUAACAAAUUAUCACAAAAUCGUUUUUUUCGAUGAUGCCAUUUUACUUUUACACUUAGCUAUAGACAUGCACCCCUUAUUGCUUAUAUUUAUCCAAUGUGUUUUCCUCAUUUAAAUUUAUAGGCUCAGUUUGCCGAGCAAUGUGAUAUUGUGGAAAACAACCCUGGCUCUUAAUUAAUUAUGAUGGUCUGACCCAGUCACGUGAUUUAUAACACUUUAACCAAAAAAAUUACCUGAUCAACCAAUUCCGCUGGAAAAAGUAGAAAAAAUCUUAGUUCAAUGGGUAGAUCUUAUCGACUAUUCCUUUGGACUAUUAAACCAUUCAUCAUGGAUUAAUUGAAUAAUUAAUCUGGUGCACAGUGUCAAGCCCAUAAAAAAGAUAGGGAACAAGUGAUAUUCCAAGAAUAAACUGAUUUUUUUCUAAUUUAAAAUUUUCAUUGGACCUUUUUUCCCCAUUAUUGUCAAACUCGGUGUUGCUAAAAAAACUACGAGUUUAAUUAAGAAUUUAAAUAUUUUCCGACUGAAAUUUCGUCUCGUCAUGAUGAAAUUUCGAAUUUCCGAAAUAUGUCCGAUGACUAUGUUAAUGAAGCGCCCUGCUUACCUAGUAUUAAGCCCAAAAAGAAGUACAAGUUUUUGUUAUGUUUUUUAUUAGAAUAACUUUAUUUUAUUUAUUACAUGUUGAAAUAAAUAUACAUUUUUCUUUAUAAAAA